Messenger RNA from Cygnus olor (mute swan), 2730 nucleotides. Its product is annotated as mucin-4-like. The coding region runs from base 1 to 2283 and encodes 760 amino acids. The record is from RefSeq and is a predicted model, not a curated record. Gene Ontology annotation, biological process: cell-matrix adhesion. The transcript is spliced from 12 exons. Lineage: Eukaryota; Metazoa; Chordata; Aves; Anseriformes; Anatidae.
AUGGAGGUCGGGACGGAUCUACUGCCUGGUGCCGUGUCCCUGCCCGGUCCCGCCUCUCCCGGUGACACACUCACAGCACCCUCUGUUUUGGAUUCAGCCAGCCCAGGUGCCCUGGGAGGAGUGGACGCAGCUCCCAGUGCUGUGCAGCCUGCCCUGGGUGCUGGUCCUGGCGCCCAUCCUCCUGCAGGAGGAGGUGGGGGCGAAGGGGCUGGGGCUGGCAAUGGGGAGUCCCUGGGGGUGUCCCAGGACCUGGAUGGAGCAGCUGGAGCCUCUGGUGGAGGAACGGGAGCCGUGCUGCACUCUGCAUCUCCCUCUCCAUCUCCCGAGGGAUCUUCUUCAGCCCGGACAAGCGGUGGAGCUGCUGAGGGAGCAGGAGGUCCUGGAGCUGGUGGAGCUGGUGUAGGACUGAGCCCAGGCCUGGAGGCUGCUGGCCCCCAAGGCGAUGAGGAGACCCCUGUGCCUGCCCCCGGCAUCCAGAGCGGCGCCGACCUCGGGCUCUCUGAUGCGAACCUGAGCCAAACCAACGUGGUGCAGCUGGCUGGAGGAGAAACGGGAGCCUCGGCCCCUUGGGCACCUUCCCCUGGUGCCGGCACAGCAGACGGGGCAGGGGCCAUCAUCCAGAUCACAUCAGGGGUGCUGGCCCCCUCCGUCCUGUCCUCUCCCUGGGAGGUGCAGCCCCUGGUCCCGGUGGCCCCGGAUGCCUCCAGCCCCUUGCUGGCUGCCUCUGCUGGGGGCAUGGGGGGGAGCUCAGCACCAGCACCCAACGGGGGCCCCCCCUCUGCCUCCGGCACCCCAAGUGGGAGCAGCCCCUUGGCACUGGGCUCCCCACUGACUGCAGCGGUGGCAGGUGCUGGGAGCACUCUGCCAGGGUCCCCCGAAUAUGAAAUGGCCUCAGGGAUGCCAGCACCUUUGGGAGAAGAGUCCCCACAUGCCCCCGCGCCCCCCAACACUGCCCCUGCUCUGCCUCCAGCCUCAGAGAGAGAGGAUGCAGCAGAGGGGGUGGCUGCUCGCCCCCCACCAGUUUCCUCUCCGGUUUCUGGAACUCCACCACGAUCAGCAGCAGCUGCCCCAGUCCCUCCGCCCGGCCCCACAGUCGCAGCUGUGUCCCUCUAUGGAUACGGACCAAGGGAAAAUGACCGCGAGUACGUGGAAAGGAGAGUGGACUUCAACUCUCCCCUUUUCAAGCCCGAGACUGGGUUCCCGUUUGGGAAAACCCUCCGUGACUCUCUCUACUUUACAGACAAUGGCCAGAUCAUCUUCCCAGCCUCCGACAGCAGCAUCCCCACAUCCCCCAACCCGCCUCCCGGGGGGUUCAACGGCCACGAGGAGGUGCCCAUGAUCGCCGUGUUUUGGGACAACGCCGACUUCUCCAGGGGCACCGGCACCACCUUUUAUCAGGAGUUCCUCACCCUGAAUUCGGAGAAGCCGCCCUUCAUCCGUGACGUGGAGGCGAAGGUCCGGCGGUACCUGAGGUCCUCCUACUCUGCAGCCUGGACCCUGAAGGUCACCUGGGACAAGGCGCCUGCCUACGGCGCGCGGGGCGACAGCCGGAGGACUAACACGUACCAGGCGGUCCUCACCACCGACGGCUUCAGGUCCUACGUCCUGCUCCUGUACCAGGACGGGGGCAUGCGGUGGGAUUACAGCCAGCUGCCGGCUGCGAACGCGCUCAUCGGCUACACCAGCGGGGAUGGCUCUUACCACAACGAUGACCUGACUCAAGGACCCCCGGCUGCCAAAUAUCGCCCUGACCAGUUCAGGGGAUACAACACAGAUCUCCGUGGGCUGUGGCUGUACAAGCUGGAGAGCCGCGUGGGCAUCAACUACCGCCUGAAGUGCCUGGCGUGGACGGGGCGGCAGCAGGAGCCGCGGACGUGGAGCCAGGACCUGCCCGCCUGCCCCUGCUCCCUGCAGCAAGGGCAGCAGGACCCGCGCUUCAAGAGCAGCCGGGGAGGCUGGUGGUCUGCCCGUGUGUCCAUGCUGCACUCUGCCUCUCCCAACCGGUACGGUGCCGGCGUGCGCUGCCUGUACGACAGCCGGGGGCAGCUCGUGGAGGGGCGGCAGGAGAGGUACUGGAGGUCCUCCAGACAGGCGUCCCCAUACCGUGACCAGGAGCUGAAGCUGUACGACUGGUGCUGCAACCAGGCGGCAAGCGCCCGCCUCUGCGCCCGCUACGGCGAGAAGAGGCCGAGGAUCGGCUGUGACGGAUACCAGGCACUUGGCAUGGCAGAUUCCUCAGAAGACAACGACUCAGAGGAGCAGAGAGAUGAGGAGGAUGAGUAACUCAGGGGAUGCACAUCCACAAUGCGGUCUGGACCACGGCUGAUCCUCUGAGUCCUUUGCUCCCCACCACACCCAGCAAACCUGAGUGUCCCCCUGCGUGUCCCCGCUCCCCCCGGCAGUGGUCACCCCGUGCCAGUGGUCGCCUUCACCGUAGAAGUUCUCGUUUCCCCCCAGGCUGCCACCUCAUCGCUGGUGGCAGGGGGACAGGCAGUGCCACCGUGUCCCUUGUCCCUGCUCCCCUGCCUGGGGCUGGCCGGGCGAGGUCUGGCGCUACCUCCUGUGCUGGCGGGGGGGUUCGGGUCACCUUGCAUGGGGCCACCCCCAUGAUCAGAAAUGUUGGGAGAAAAAUAGUAAUUUGUGAGUGUGAGAGAACAUCUGCACUUCUUCUGAAACCACAAGUAGUCCUUGUUAAAUCUAGUCUCUUCAAUAAAGUGCCGGAGGGUCUGA